AAAAAGAAUCAUUUAUCCCCCCCCCCCCCCUUUUUUUUUCCUUCUUUACGCUUCCCUACAAUAUCUCCCUGUCUUUUCCCUUUUUCCUUUUCUUUCCCAGUUCUCUGCUUGACAGGACAUUGAAACCCCAAAGUUCUGUGUGUGAACAUCACGCAAUUCACACACAGCCCUGCAUAAGAACCCUCAUUAUUGGAUCAGCAUAAGGAAAGGCGUAACCAGAACCCCAUCCUACCUACAUACACAUACACGUAAAAAAGGAAAAAAAAAAGAAAAAUAGAGCGCCAUGUCCAACGUUCUUGGUCCUAUUGUGGCUCGCUACAGCCUCUUUUUUUCGUUAGUAUUGUCAGAUUCUUCCCGACUAGCUCGAUCAAAGCAUCCUCGACAGGUUGUACAAGAACUUGUCCUCCAAGCGCAAGAACGCUUCCAGUCGCGAUAUUAUGCAAAUUCAGCUGAGUCAAAAACACUUUCCAGAAAUGUCUCGACAACAUCAUCAUCCUCCAACACGACGCAAUAUUCCCUAUCCUCAGCUUCUUCCAUUGCAUCCUCUGCAUCGACCAGAGCAUCGUCCAUAUCCUCCACGUGCUCAAACGUCAAUGGUUCAUAUCGAAACAUGAAUUCAAUUCCCAUCAAAAAAAGGGAAAUGAUCGGUGAUGACUGUGGUGGCCCAACCGCAAGCCUCGAACGCCUCGUAGUCGAUUCUCAUCAUGUCACGAUUUUGCCUUCCCCCCCGCCCUCACCAACGUCAAUGUACAUAGCCAAAGAGACUUCCAUACUCCCAGGCAAAUCAUUGAUGCCAAUCACGCCAACUCGUACACCCUCUACAUCUUCUUCUUGCUCCGCAGCUUAUGAUCCUUCAACCCAUAGAGCUCAGUCUAGAGAGGACAAAAUCGCGCAACGUCGUCGACACAGACAGACAAGUUCGGUUGCAACACUGCUCUCAAUUGCCCUCACAGUCAUUCUGUUAAGCCUACUGCAAAAUAGACGGCAUUGCCUCAAAAAACAAAACCGUCAGUCUCACCGUCGAUCCUUGAGCGCUCAUCAUAAACAUCAACUUCGCCAACGUCAUCCAAUCCUUUCCUCCCAGCUUUCGCAACACCGACUAUCAGAGCACCAUCACACCUCCAACCGUUUGAUCCACACUCAAGAACACCAGUUCUUCCCUGUGGAAGCAUCCAAGGAGAAUUAUGUCUCAACUUGGCUAGGACAUCAAGGUUAUUACCGAAAUGGUAAUGUCUCCGAGCAACUUCCGUGGGAUGCGGUUGAGAGCAGAGAAAUCUUUUUCUCUCAAAACAAUCGCACGGUCAACGCCACCAAGCCAACGGGUGGACAAUACUCUCUCCAGAACCAUGACGAUCCUUCUCUUCUACAUUUCCCGCGUCAUCGUCGUGCUCUUUCAAUGACGAACCCAAACACAUCCACGGCUACGUUCCAGUCUCAUUUUUCUUCAAAUCACGGAGAAUACUACCAUGUUACUGAUCCAGUCUUCCAGAUGCAUCAAUAUCGCCUCCACCACUUCCCAUACAUCGACCAGCGUUUUCAGCUGGUGUCGGCACCUCCAGCUGUUGAGCCAGCUUCGUUUGUAUAUGGGCCUUCCAUGAAGUCGGCGGAUGAGCUUGCUUGGGAGCGACAUAACUAUUACCAACGUCUCCAACAAGAGGAAGAAGAGUUGGCGCUGAAAAUGCUACAGGAGAAAGGUAGCCCGGAGGACCAUGUGCUGCCCACGUCCUCAUCUUCGCGUCAAAGAUACUCUAGCCAGGAUUAUGUUGUAAGAGCUGGCUCCUUGAAUCGACUGGCAUCACCUCCAUUGUUAUCAAAGGAGACCUCUCGUAUUCUAGGCCUUUGCCGCUCCAAUACACUGUCAGCAGCCAAGCGAAUGAGCCUAACAAAGAAGCGUCCAGCUAGCCGCUGUUCAUCAAGCACAACAGCAACAUCAUCGAUCGUGAGCAUUGAAAGCAAUGACGCCAACAUGGCACCACAUGCUGGAGCUUGCGCCGAGAACAGCAUUCGUACAGCCUCUCGUACUGGUUCGACGGUAGAAGAGACUACUCCUACUCCAGCUUACACUUCAGUUGCUCCAUCAUUGACUCGGAAAAAAACGCUAAAAGAGCAUUUGACGCCACCAUUGCGUUCGCUUGCAAGGCGCUGCUCAGCUCGUUUUACUAGCAAUGGAAGCAAUAACAAUGGACGACCCAUCUCUUUUGCUGGUAUAAGAAGUGAUCCCAUCGUCGAUUAUCCUCAAGGAAGACGCUCGCUUGGCUCUCGUGCAAGUGGAAGCUCCAUUUCUGCCUCUACCUCCGCAUCAUCGUCAUCACACAUGUGUGAUUUCAAACCUCUGCAGCUCGGACCUGAAACAAGCGAAAUGUUGCGACAACAAAGUCAGCAGCAAGAGGCGCCAUCAGUGUCCUCAACCCCAUUGCCAGCAACUGAGCCAGUUCCGGUGCAUAGAUCUGUGGGAUUGUUUCGAUCCAAGACCACUCGCCCCCAAGGUUCCGCAUCCAUGGUAUCUGGAGGAAGCUCGGCCAAACAUGCAGAAACGCUUCCAUUUCACAAGAAAAACUCGCUGAGAUUGGCCAACGGUCGUGGAUUAGACUUUUUGACAGUCUUACCCUCUCCCUCAGUAGAGCCUAAUUCAAGAGGUAGCUUGAAUGGCCUUUUCAAUGCCAGUGAAAGUGCAACAUUAGCAGAAUCAGCAGUCAUGAAUGCAGAAGAACACGAGGCAAUGCGCAAGGAGAUCAUCGCCAUGUUGUCAUUGGGCCGCAAGGAUCUGCGCCGCAAACCGUCGACCGUGCCCAUGUCAACGUCUACGCCUCUUCCCUCACCUCCCCAAUGCCUUUCACCCUUGGCAUUGGAGGCCCAGGAAGACUUGUACUCGGUCCAAGAACAUGAGCAAGAAGAGCAAGAAGGACAGGACCAAGAGGACUCAACCUUGUAUCCCCUUGAGUCUGACUUGCAGGACCCUUGCAAGAAGAUUGCAUUUAUGCUCGUACCCAAAUCUCGCUACGAGUUUCAGCCUUUAGUGGUGCAGUAAUUCAAUGGAGUCUAAACAGACCCCAUCCUCAUCUUUACAUUUGUAUAUAUGUAUAUCACUCUUCAUUUUAUGUUGUAAAUAGCUAUCAUCUUAUUUAUAUGUUAUACCCUCACACACCAUCCAUAUCUCGUUUUCAUCAUCAUCAUCAUCAUGUUAGACUUGUACCAAUGCAUUAAAAGGACUAUUAAAAUAA
Lobosporangium transversale is the source of this 3221-nucleotide messenger RNA. RefSeq lists its product as hypothetical. The record is from RefSeq and is a predicted model, not a curated record. The coding region runs from base 284 to 3028 and encodes 914 amino acids. The transcript is spliced from 2 exons. Lineage: Eukaryota; Fungi; Mortierellomycota; Mortierellomycetes; Mortierellales; Mortierellaceae.